This is a messenger RNA of Cynocephalus volans (Philippine flying lemur), 1527 nucleotides long. It is a transcript of the gene CCDC181, whose product is annotated as coiled-coil domain containing 181. Gene Ontology annotation, molecular function: microtubule binding. The record is from RefSeq and is a predicted model, not a curated record. The coding region runs from base 1 to 1527 and encodes 508 amino acids. The transcript is spliced from 5 exons. Lineage: Eukaryota; Metazoa; Chordata; Mammalia; Dermoptera; Cynocephalidae.
AUGAAUGAAAAUAAGGAAACUGAUUCAAAAGAAAGUGAAGAAUAUGAAGAUGACUUUGAAAAGGAUCUGGAGUGGUUAAUUAAUGAAAAUGAAAAAAGUGAUGCCAGCAUAAUAGAGAUGGCUUGCGAGAAGGUAGAGAAUGUUAACCAAGAACUAAAAGACAAUGAAACAGAAAUUGAAUACACCGAACAGCUUUCUGAUCCUGACAAAUCUUUGAAAGAUGAGGUUUCACCAAGAAGAAAUAACUUCAUUUCUGUCCCAAGUAUUCAACCUUUGGAUCCUGUAUCAGAUUCCGAUAGUGAAAACUCUUUCCAGGAAUCCAAACUAGAAAGCCAUAAAGACCUGGAAGAAGAAGAGGAUGAGGAAGUAAGGAGAUAUAUUAUGGAGAAAAUUAUACAAGCUAACAAGCUUCUACAGAAUCAAGAACCUGUGAGCGAUAAAAGGGAGCGAAAACUUAAGUUCAAGGAUAAAUUAGUUGAUCUGGAAGUUCCUCCAUUAGAAGACACUGAUACUUACAAAAAUUAUUUUGAAAAUGAAAGCAAUAUAUCUGGAAAACUGUCACAGUUAUGUAUUUCCAAUGAAUUUAGAAAAGAAAAUGUGCUUCUGUCACUUACUGAUGGAAGCUGCGAAGAAAACAGGGAUAGGAGGAUACUGGUAGAGAGAGAUGGAAAGUUUGAACUUCUGAAUUUACAAGACAUUGAGAGUCAGGGGUUUUUGCCCCCCAUUAAUAAUACUAAUAGUACAGAAAGUGAACCCCAGCAGUUGUCACCCAGAUCUUCCAACUCAUCUGUCAAUGGUGUCAAGAAAGAGGAGCCUGCAGCAAAGAUUCACGCUAUCACACACUCAACAGGAGAGCCGCUGGUUUAUAUCCCUCAGCCACCAGCCAACUCCAAGACUCGUCCAAACUCUGCUGCCAAGUUUGAUAGAAAUAAAGGGAAUAGGAAAUCUAAUCGUAGAGCACAGUCUGCAAAUAUAUCUCCAGUGACCUCAACAUAUUUUCUUUCCCCUCGACAGAAAGAACUACAAAAACAGCUAGAACAAAAGAGAGAAAGGCUAAAGAGAGAGGAAGAACAACAGAAAAUAGAAGAAGAGAAAUUAAAAAAAAGAGAGAAUGACAUGGUAUUUAAAGCAUGGUUGCAAAAGAAAAGAGAACAAGUCCUAGAAAUGAGAAGAAUUCAGCAAGCAAAGCAAAUUGAAGAUAUGAACAGUAGACGGGAAAACAGAGAUCCACAACAAGCUUUUCGAUCAUGGCUUAAAAAAAAGCAUGAAGAACAGAUGAAAGAAAGAAAGGCAGAAGAACUAAGAAAGCAAGAGGAAUGCUUAUUCUUCCUUAUAGGAACAGAAGGCCGUGAAAGGGCCUUUAAACAAUGGCUGAGAAGGAAACGGAUAGAAAAAAUAGAAGAGCAACAAGCUGUUAAAGAGAGAGCUAGACAGCUCCGACUGGAAGCAAAGCGUUCUAAACAGUUACAGAACCACCUUUGUAUGUCAGAAGCCAAAUCUUUUCGUUUUACUGAUCAUUAUAACUGA